AUGCCGAAUUCAAAAAUCCUGUAUGAUCUCGGCCACGAUGACGACGGCGAGAAAUGGGCUGGCGGACGCCUCCAAAACGUGCUCAACGACACGCAAGCAGAAGGCGUCGUCGUGGUAGCACGCUGGUACGGCGGCCAGAACAUCGGCCCCAUCCGCUUCACGCACAUAGAAAACUGCGCCAAGGAAGCCAUCUGGAAAUGGAAAGUCGCGGCCACAGCCCUGGAGAAAGAGAGCGCGAGCAAGAAGCAAAGAACAGACGACGAGGCGAGGCGGAAAGAACUCAUCAAGAACCUGCAAGAGCGUGAUUUCAACAUCUUCACGCUGAGGAAGCUGUUGGCGGAGAAGAAGGCGAAGUUGGAGGAGCAGGAUGUGGCGCCGCCGACGCCGCAGAAGCCGCAGGUUUAUGAGAAGAUGAGCUUGGAGGCGUUGGGUAGGGUGGAUAAGGCGAGAGAUGCGACGAUUGCGUUUGUGCUCAAGCAGAUUGAUAAGGUGGAGGAGGAGUUGAGGCUAGUGGAGGCGCUGGAGGAGGGGACGCCGGGGGAGGGGGAAGAUGUGAAGGAGCUGCAGAUUCAAGGGAAGGGCAAGGAGCCUGCAGAGCCGUCGACGCCGAAGUGA
This is a messenger RNA of Parastagonospora nodorum SN15, 615 nucleotides long. RefSeq lists its product as hypothetical. Gene Ontology annotation, biological process: regulation of translational initiation. The coding region runs from base 1 to 615 and encodes 204 amino acids. NCBI's taxonomy places the organism in Eukaryota, Fungi, Ascomycota, Dothideomycetes, Pleosporales, Phaeosphaeriaceae. The transcript has a single exon. The record is from RefSeq and is a predicted model, not a curated record. Gene Ontology annotation, cellular component: cytoplasm.